Tympanuchus pallidicinctus (lesser prairie-chicken) is the source of this 2360-nucleotide messenger RNA. It is a transcript of the gene WDR89, whose product is annotated as WD repeat domain 89. NCBI's taxonomy places the organism in Eukaryota, Metazoa, Chordata, Aves, Galliformes, Phasianidae. The coding region runs from base 754 to 1923 and encodes 389 amino acids. Gene Ontology annotation, molecular function: protein binding. The record is from RefSeq and is a predicted model, not a curated record. The transcript has 6 exons.
GGGCGCACGUGGCGCCGGGCUGAGGUGAGCGGCGUGCGGCCUCUGGUGCAUUGGUGAUAGCAGUAGAGGAGUGUUGUGUCUGGGUCAAGUGUGAACACUGCUGAAAGGCCCUUGAAAACAAAGAGCUGAAGAGAAUGCCUCACAUGUCUACAGUGCGUGCAGACUUGGUGCCUCACUGUCUUGUAUGGAAGCUGAAAGAGUGAAUCAGAGAAUGGCUCGGGUUGGAAGAGACCUCAAGGAUCAUCAAAGCUCCAACCUCCCUGCCACAGAAAGAAUCCUUCCAUGUGUGUGACCACUGGCAUUGGGUGCUGGCCUACUUUGUAAGGAAAUAAGUCCAUUUUUGGAGUAUUGCUUUACCCUUCUCUGCCUUAACUGAAACAUCCAUAAUAGAAUCACAAGGUUGGAAAGGACCUACAAGAUCAUCUCGUGCAACUGUCCUCCCACUGCCCUUGCAACCACAAGCCACUAAACCGUACCUUGUAGCUGAAGUCUCAUUGGAGUGAGGAGAGCUGACCCCCACGGGAACUGCUGUGAUUCCCCCGAAAUUCAUUUUAUAACACAGAAGAGAAGUCUAAUUGAGCCUGCUGUAGUUCUACUCCAUUUUUUGCCUUGUUCUCUGCCUAUGCAGAAGUUGGGCCCAGAAGUCUCCUGCAGCUGCAGUGAUACAACUGUUUGUGGGCUGUGACUGCAAGCAGCCUUUUAGAGCAGAAGUUAUUCCUCAGACUCCCGAUAGCUUCAAGAACAGCGUUUGAGAUGUCUGCAGUUGAGAAGAUCGAGGAGCAGUUUGCCUGCCUGCGCAUAGCAAAGCGCUCUGUGCUAAGUGAGGAGCCUGCUUACCUGCUGGAUAUAGACAUCUCCGGAUCUGCUCAGUCUGAAAGCAGUUGCUUUGUGGCAGUUUCAUGUUCCAAUAAAUCCAUUAGGGUCUAUAACAGAGAAACACUGAACUUCCUGCGGGAGUACAGUAGCUGUCCUGGGACACUUAACGGCGUCAGAUUUGCACAUGCGUGUGACAGCUUGGUGUUCUCUGCGUGCAGUGAUGGUACAGUAAAAUGUUGGGAUAUUCGUUUAGCAACUCAGAAAGCUGCGCAGGUAUUUAGUGGCUAUCCUUCCAACGUGUUUAUCAGUUUUGAUCUCAAUUGCAGUGAUCUCAUGAUUUGUGCUGGAACAGAAAAAGUAGAAACGGAUACAUUCCUGGUGUUUUGGGAUGCGAGAGGCAGCACGGACUGUGCCAGCACAAUGAGGGAACCUUUGGGAGUGUACUCUGAAAGUCACAAUGAUGAUGUCACUAAGAUUUGUUUUCAUCCUGUCAAACCCAGUUUGGUCGUUUCUGGGUCGACUGACGGCUUGGUGAAUGUGUUUGACAUUAACAAGGACAACGAAGAUGAUGCUUUGAUAUCAACCUGUAAUUCAGAUUCAUCAGUAAGUUUUAUUGGCUGGUCUGGGAAAGAUUAUGAACAGAUCUACUGCACGACUCAUGAUGAGGGAUUUUGUUGGUGGGACCUUGCUCAGUUAGAUACUGAAGAACCAAUAAUGCUGUUGCGUGUUCUGGACGCCAGAGACUCAGUCUGCAUUGAAAAUGGCAGCUUAAAUUACCUGGUAGGAGGGAUGUACCAUGAAAAGGCUGACAGACUCUUUCUGAUCGGAGGAACGGCAACAGGAGACGUUCACCUGAUAAGCUGCAGCGCUGCUGGGCUGAGCCUGGUGGGUACCCUUCCAGGGGGGCACUCUGCCACCGUUCGCUCUUUCUGCUGGAACCUGGCAGAGGAGUCGCUGUUGACAGGAGGAGAGGAUGCCCAGCUGUUGUUGUGGAGGCCCGGAGCCGUGGAACGCUCCCUGGCAAAGAAGGUGUCCAUGAAGAUUGCUUCUUCUGUGCAGAAGAGAGUGAGAGUUCACAACAGUUCCCUCAAAAGCAGGAAAAAAUAAAAUUCUGGGAAUGGGAGCCUGCUUUGCAGAGGUUUUUCUGUUUGUUUCAUCCUUCCAGGCAGCACUUGGCUGCUGCUUUACUUGGAGGUGUUCUGUGGAAAGAACUGCAAUACAUGAAUUCUGUUUGGGAACUUACAUCACUCAUCAGAGGAAUGCUUUUUUUUUUAUUUUUUUAAGUUGCUAAUAUUAAUCUGAGAAGAGUAAAUGUUUGCUCACUGGUUCAUGAAGAAUGCAUCUUCAAUCAGUUUUUAUAGAAAUACUUUUUAUGGUUGUUUAGUGUCUCAGCCAACAUUUUAAUGCAUAAUAUAGGCUUGUGACUUGCAUAAUUUGUUACUUUCCCAGUGAAAUUCCCUGUCAUGUUUUAAAAGCUUUUGUAUUUCAAGCUGUGUUUUUCUUUCUUUACAGAGAACUUAAUGAAAUUGCUCAAUAUAUUAAAA